Polychytrium aggregatum is the source of this 1497-nucleotide messenger RNA. RefSeq lists its product as uncharacterized. Lineage: Eukaryota; Fungi; Chytridiomycota; Chytridiomycetes; Polychytriales. Bases 230 to 1279 code for a protein of 349 amino acids. Gene Ontology annotation, molecular function: dioxygenase activity. The transcript is spliced from 3 exons. The record is from RefSeq and is a predicted model, not a curated record.
CGCUGAGUCUCGGUGCAUCGUCCCUCCCCCCCAUACACCCCAGAUCCAGUGUCCGCGCCCACGGCCAGCCAAACGCCGGGGGCGGUGAUUGUGUCAUCCCCGCGGAAGCAACCCGUUGCCGCCCGCCUCUUGCUCGCCAUCCGUCUGUCUGUCCGUCCGUCCGCUCACCCUCGCCUUUCAUCUGCCCUCCCCCAUCCUUGCUCUCCAUCUGCCCGUCCUUGUCGUCGUCAUGAUUUCCAGUCCUGAGAUACCCACCAUCGAUUUUGCGUCGUUUGGCGGCCCCAACCCGGCCGUCGCCGUCGCCACCGACGAGGCUCGCAUCAACACCGCCCAAGAAAUCAUGGAUGCCCUCUGUCGCUUUGGGUUCGUCUGCCUCAAGAACCACGGCAUCGACUCGGACCUUCUCGCCGAGUUCUUCGUCCUGGCCGCGCAGUAUUUCGAUCGCCCUCUGGCGGACAAGUUGCGCCAUGCCUACGACCCCAACGACAACAGCGGCUACACCAGUUUCGGCCAGGAGGUGCUCAAUCUCGAUGACCCCGUCGAUCAGAAGGAGGCCUUCAACCUGCGACCGUUCAAUGGGCUUUUUGGGUCCAAGGAGACCCUGCCCGAGCUCUUCCAGGCCCACUUUGACAGGAUCGAGCAGCUCUCGGAGGACCUGCACCGCCUAAUGCUCCGAAUCCUGGACGCCGUCUCGCUCGGCCUCCAGAUUCCGGCCGAGGCUGGCGGCAUAUCCUAUCUGUCGGAUCGUCACCGCUACCAAGAGCCGUCGGGCUGCACCCUGCGCAUGCUGCGCUAUCCACCAGCCAAGACCGGCAGUAUCCGAUGCGGUGGCCAUACGGACUAUGGGUCGUUGACGCUGCUCUUCCAGGACAGCGUUGGGGGGCUUGAAGUCUUUGUGCCAACCUCCGAAACGAUCCGCGAUCCUGCAGUCGAUGGCUGGAUCCCGGUCGUCCCGGCCCCAAAUACCCUGAUCGUCAACGCCGGCGAUCUCAUGGAGUUCUGGACGGGCGGGCUCAUCCGAAGCGCUCCGCACCGAGUCCGCGGAUGGCCCGGCUCCGAGAGCACGAGCCGAUACUCGGUCGCCUUCUUUGGCCAUCCCGAGGAUAGCACCCCGCUCGACCCAAUCCCGAGCCCGCUGCUGGCGAAGGAGACCUUGGAGGGCACGGCGCCUACAAGUGUCCCUAAUCGCUCGUUUGAGGCUGGGUCGCUGCUGAAGCGCACCAUGACCGCCGGCGAGCAUCUGCAAAUGCGCCUCGACAGGUCAUACAACCUGGCCUGAGCCACGACCCCAACGAAGCACUUGCCUUUUCUUUGAAUAUGAACCCGGCCAUGUUCCCAAAGCCUGUCUGUGUGCCGAGAUUAGCAGCUCGACCCGCGUGAUUUCAUCAUGCUGGAAGAUUCGACUCUGUUCGAGCGAGCGCAUUCGGCAAUCGUGCUUGAGAACGUGUUCGCCGGAUUGCCCAUGGACACGCUCGUCAAAUGAUGCCCACAGAUCUG